Molecule: messenger RNA, 1355 nt
Organism: Perca fluviatilis (European perch)
Lineage: Eukaryota; Metazoa; Chordata; Actinopteri; Perciformes; Percidae
Product: zinc finger protein 135-like
Exons: 2
Biological process (GO): regulation of transcription by RNA polymerase II
Molecular function (GO): DNA-binding transcription factor activity; RNA polymerase II cis-regulatory region sequence-specific DNA binding
Source: RefSeq, a predicted model, not a curated record
AAGAUUCAUCAGAGAGUUCACACUGGAGAGAAUCUACACAGCUGUGAUCAAUGUGGGGCAGCUUUCACACUACACAGUACCCUAAAAAACCAUCAACGCAUUCACACUGGAGAGAAGCCAUACAGCUGUGAUCAAUGUGGGGCAGCUUUCACACUACAGGGUAACCUAAAAAGACAUCAACGCAUUCACACUGGAGAGAAGCCGUACAGCUGUGAUCAAUGUGGGUCAGCUUUCACACUACAGGAACACCUAAAAUUACAUCAACGUAUUCAUACUGGAGAGAAGCCGUACAGCUGUGAUCAAUGUGGAAAAACUUUUUCUCUGAGUCGUAACCUUGUACGCCACCGACUUGUUCACACUGGAGAGAAGCCGUACUGGUGUGAACAAUGUGGAAAAACUUUUUCUCUGAGUAGUAACCUUGAAUGCCACCGACGUGUUCACACUGGAGAGAAGCCGUACAGCUGUGAUCAGUGUGGCCAAACGUUUUCUCAGAGUAGGAGUCUUGAAAUUCACCGACGUGUUCACACUGGAGAGAAGCCGUACUGCUGUGAUCAGUGUGGGGCAACUUUUUCUCAGAGUAGUCACCUUGAAAACCACCGACGUGUUCACACUGGAGAGAAGCCGUACUGGUGUGAACAAUGUGGGGAAACAUUUUCUCGGAUUGGUAGCCUUAAAAGACACCAGCGCAUUCACACUGGAGAUAAACCUUACCGCUGUGAUUUAUGUGGUAAAACCUUUGCUGAGAGUGGUAGCCUAGAAAGCCACCGACAUGUUCACACUGGAGAAAAGCCGUACUGGUGUGAACAAUGUGGGAAAUCUUUUUCUCAGAGUAGAAGCCUUAAAAGACACCAGCUCAUUCACACUGGAGAGAAGCCGUACAGCUGCGAUCAAUGUGGGAAAACUUUUUCUAGGAGUGGUCACCUAGAAAGCCAUCGACGUGUUCACACUGGAGAGAAGCCGUACUGGUGUGAACAAUGUGGGAAAACUUUUUCUCACAGUAGUAGCCUUAAAUAUCACCAGCGCAUUCACACUGGAGAGAAGCCGUACUGGUGUGAACAAUGUGGGAAAACUUUUUCUCAGAGUGGGAGCCUUAAAAGACACCAGCGCCUUCACACUGCCUCGUAGUGAACAUGUUUCCGAGCCAAGCUGUUUCAUCCUGCCUCCUCCUCAUGCCCUGAUAGCUGUGUUGUUAUAUUCUGAUCUUCUCUCCACAUUGAAGGCUGACCAGCAGUAACUUGAUCUUCUGAACAGCAUGGAUGUUAUCCUGGCUACGACUACAUAUUACACUCCCUCCCUUUGAAAGGAUUCAUUUCACUCAAAAUUAGCUUUUUUUUCCUGUAAUACAAUAUGUUGAG